Penicillium manginii is the source of this 4401-nucleotide messenger RNA. RefSeq lists its product as uncharacterized. The record is from RefSeq and is a predicted model, not a curated record. The transcript is spliced from 12 exons. Lineage: Eukaryota; Fungi; Ascomycota; Eurotiomycetes; Eurotiales; Aspergillaceae. The coding region runs from base 1 to 4401 and encodes 1466 amino acids. Gene Ontology annotation, molecular function: D-amino-acid oxidase activity.
AUGGCCGAGAAGAACGUUGUGGUGAUCGGGGCCGGUGUCGCAGGUCUUACAACUGCACUUCUGCUGUCGAAGAUUCCUGGUUACAGAAUCGUUGUGGCCGCCAAACACAUGCCAGGUGACUAUGACAUCGAAUACGCCUCUCCAUGGGCAGGGGCCAACUACAUGCCUGUCUCUUUGCGUGGCACUGAUGCUGCAGAGUGGGAUAGAAAAACGUGGGAGGUAUUCAAUAAACUCGCACUCAAUUGCCCAGAAUCAGGAAUUCAUUUUCAAGAUUGCGAAAUAAGGAAUCGGUCUAAGGAUGUUGGCUCUGCCACGGCGGACUGGUUCUCUGAAUUGCUUUCAUCAUCACCAUGGUUCAAAGAUGUCGUUCCAAAUUUUCGCACUCUCUCGAAAGAAGAACUUGGCCCAGGAAUUGAUUCGGCAAUCAACUUUACUUCAGUCUGUAUAAAUACAGCCAUUUACCUCCCAUGGCUUGUUUCAAAAUGCCUUGAAAACAAGGUUAUUUUCAAAAGAGCCGUCUUUCGGCACAUCUCGGAGGCUUCUUCCCUCAAUAUUCACCCAGCAGGUAGUGUUGACCUUGUGAUUAAUUGCACGGGUCUAAUGGCUUCCAAGCUUGGCGGGGUAGAAGAUAAAUCUGUGGUCGCAGCUCGUGGACAAAUUGUGGUUGUUCGCAACGAAGUGGGGAAAAUGGUUAACCUUUCCGGAACGGAUGACGGGGACGAGGAGGCAUGCUAUAUCAUGGCCAGAGCUGCUGGCGGGGGUACAGUCAUCGGUGGAUCGUACCAGAAGGGUAAUUGGGAGUCUCAACCAGAUCCCAAUCUCGCAGUACGGAUCAUGAAGCGUGCCGUCCAAGCUUGUCCGGAGUUAACAGGAGGCAAGGGGAUUGAGGCUCUUGAUGUGGUUCGAUAUGGCGUCGGAUUGAGGCCAGUUCGAGAAGGAGGCACGCGAAUAGAAAAGGAGAAAGUGGGUGAUCUAUGGGUUGUACACAAUUAUGGCGCUGGGGGUGCAGGAUAUCAAUCAUCAUAUGGAUGUGCCGAGGCUGCGGUGAGGCUUUUCUGGAAAUUCCCACAUUCCUCGGCAGCGCCUUUCAUCCGGCCAUGUCGACUGACCGCGCCCGUUCCUAAGAGAUCCAAUCCCUACUGGCUGCAGCCCUGCGCCUAUCCGCGCAGCCCACCAAUAUGCUGUCGCGCACGAGCUCCCGAUCAUCGGCGGGCUCGUCCAGUUCCCCCCCCAUUGUCGCGACGGGACACUCAGGCAACUACCAAGGAGAAACAGACCCUGGGUGGCUGGCUCAAGAAAAUAUGGCAGAAGACCGGCCUUGACAAACCGACCAUCCUAUUGAUGCUGAAAGGUGGAAUAGCGCCAACAAUCGCGGUUUCUAUUUACCAGUCCAGCGAUGUCGCGACCGAGUAUACUACGCUGGGCUACCUCGUCGCAAUCGUCUCCAUUUUGGGAUUCUCGAUCAUGCCACGCGCCAAGUUCAUUCAGAUGAUGAUCCUGGAUGUCCUAGCUGUCUGCAUUGCAGCCUGCUUCGCGCUAUUGACGAUGUAUUCCAGUGUCAAAGCCCGCCAACACACGGCCAGCGCUCCUGACUCCUAUAACUCGUCUGCAUCUGCCGUCAGUGGUGUCUGGUUGUUCUUCCAGAUUUGGUUGGUUCACACCUUUCGUGCCAAGUACCCCCAGUUCCAAUUCCCUGUUAUCAUAUACGCCAUCUUCGCCAAUAUUUCUUCGGUCUAUGCGCCUGAGAUGGCUUCAAUGACUGCCGCUAUCGCCCUGGUCGAACGGCUUCUGCGAACAUUCCUUACGGGCCUCGCCAUCUCUAUGGCCGUUUCGCUGCUAAUUUUGCCCAUGACCUCUCGCCAAGCUGUCUUCAAACAGAUGGGGGCCUAUAUCGGGACUCUUCGUUCUGCAUUGGGAGCCCAUGCCACCUAUUUUGAGACUUUAGAAAAAGACGACAUGUUUGGCCGAGCGGAGACAUACGAUGACACGCAAGAGAAGAUUGACGACAAGGGAAAGGUGUAUAGUCCGGAGGCCGAGGCCAUCCGCGGUGCCAUCCGACAGAUCACCGACGUUCAUGCUAAACUUCACGGAGAUCUGUCUUUCGCGAAGCGUGAAAUUGCCCUAGGAAAAUUAGGCCCUGAUGAUAUUCAGCUGAUCUUUCGCCACCUGCGCCAGAUUAUGAUUCCUGUUGUUGGCCUUAGCUUUGUCGUGGACAUCUUCCAGAGACUAUCGGAUUAUAAUCGGUGGAAUAUACCCAUCGAACCGAAUGCGGAGCCAAUUCCUGAGGAUGUUCGCGAGCGCGUGGUUCAUGAUUGGAACGAUAUCAUGAGGGCGGUCCACGAUCCCUUCAAGACGAUGAUCCAAACGAUUGAUGAGGCACUGCUACACGCUUCUUAUGUUUUUCAAUUCUCAAAGCCGCCCAAGCAAAAGGCAGUUGCGGCUCCGUCGACGAAUGAGUCAAAUACAGAAGCGAAGGAUGUGGAAGCGGACGCAGAGAACACAUCACCUGGCGAACCGGGAUUCGCGCAACAUUUUCAAACGAAACUCAACGAGUUCCGAAGUGCUAAGCGAAUUGCCUUGGAGACCUGGGCUGAAGAUAAAGGCAUCAACCUGCCUCCUGACUUUUUUGAUCACCCAUCAUCAGUUGAAAGUUUGAAGGGUGACUUUUUUGACGCAUCAGCAUCGCACCAAGACCGAAGUCGGCGACAGCUUUAUCUGUUUUUAUACAUGGAGCAAUUGCUUUACUCGACCGGUAAAACAGUUCUCGAAUUUGUCGAGUAUGCCGACGAAGUGGCUGCUAAAGGAAAGCUAUCGCGGACUCGGCUGAUUAUACCGGGAGCUAAACGCUCAUUGAAAUGGGCAAAGAGCUUUUUAAAAGCUGAAGAUAACCACGAACAUGACAAUCUGGGGGAUGUUCAUACUCACAAUAGUAUGCUGGAACUCGGUGAAGCGUAUAGGCAUCGCAAAGAUCCUGAGCAUUUGCCAGCCGAUACCUUGUUCGAGAAAUUCGGGGACAAAAUUCGAGUUUUCCCCUGGUUCUUGCGUUCUUUUGAAUCCAAGUAUGGCUUCAGGGUCGCGUGUGCCACGAUGACCAUCGCAAUUGUUGCGUUUCUACAUGAUACGCAGACCUUUUUCACGCAGCAAAGACUGGUUUGGGCCAUGAUCAUGGUGAAUCUGAGCAUGUCUCCCACUUCAGGCCAGAGUAUCUUCAGCUUUAUUCUCCGUAUCGCGGGAACCACAAUCGCAAUGGUCGCUAGUCUGCUGAUCUGGUAUAUUCCAGACCAAAAGACACCAGGUGUUAUUGUGCUACUUUUCAUUUUCAUCUCGUGCGCUUUCUACGUUCCGAUCAAAAUGUUCCGAUUCCGCGUCAUUGGUAUCAUCAGUAUCGUAACCACUACCAUGAUAAUUGGUUACGAGCUUCAGGUUCGCAAGGUUGGCGAACAAGUCGCGACAUCUAAUGGCCAGCCAUUCUAUCCUAUUUAUCUGCUCGCCCCCUAUCGACUGGCUACCGUCAGUGGAGGUAUCGCAGUUGCGUUCCUGUGGACUUUCUUCCCUUACCCCAUCUCAGAACACUCGGUUUUGAGGCAGAGCCUGGGGGCAUCUCUAUAUCUCCUCGCGAAUUAUUACUCCAUUAUCCAUGAGACACUGUCAGCUCGGAUGCGUGGAGACGAGGGGGACCUCAACUUGAAAACCUCCGCAGGCCGCAAAUUGGAAAAGGCGCGGCACAAGGUUUUCUCAAAGCAGAUGCUCAUGUUGAACGGACUCCGAACUUACUCCGAGUUUCUCCGGUGGGAGGUGCCCAUCGGUGGCAGGUUUCCGAAGAAACAAUAUGACUCCAUCAUUGUCUGCGUUGAAAAUAUUGUAAGCUAUCUCAGCUUACUCGGCUACGCCUCCGACACCCUUAUGCGCCUCAAUGAAGAUGACGACGAAUCAAACUCUAUCUGGAUGCAUGAUUUUCGCCGUGUCGUUGGUCACGCUAAGAUUACAACUCACGAGGUCACAUCGUUACUUUGCCUCCUUUCAGCUAGUAUCACAAAUCGCCAGCCGCUUCCUCCAUACCUGAAAGCGCCCAGGCCAUACAGUUUCUCGAAACGGCUGGAGGCGCUGGACAAAGAUAUUCUCAGCAUCAAGCAUAUUGCUGAGCCAGGUUUCGCUGCAUUUGCAGUAUUGCAAAUUUCCACAAGAUGUAUUGUUGGAGAUGUGGAACGUCUCAUGAAACAUGUUAAAGGCUUGGUGGGCGAGCUGGAUUUUUCAUUCCAUGCUGUGAGCACGAUGGACUCCAGGAUCGCGGAGUCUAGAAUGACGUCGCGGGCUCCUUCAAGAGCUACGUCGCCAGCGAGAAAUGCCUCAAAGCUGAGUUUGCAUGAGACCCAGGCAGCGGAUCGUCGGAAGUUGGACUGA